AUGUACGAGAACUCAUGUUCGUAUCAGACGGCGCUGGACCUGAAGCGAGUCUCGCCGCCCACUCUCGCCCAGGUGAAGACGGAGGACUGCCUGACCCUUGGCCAGUGUUCGCCGGACUGGACCUCAUACCGCUUCCAUCAGUCCACCUUUGAGCAGCUGAAGCAGAGCGUGGAGAAGGCCAAGGCGGCGCUGCAGGAUCGCAGCAGUUUCUUUGGGGCCACCAGCGCCUUUAGUGACAUCUACUCUAGCCAGCGCUUGACGGACACCCUUGACACCCUGCCCGUUCAGUCCGGGAAUGGAGCUGGCAAUUGCCUCGGCCUCGCCCACAAUCCCAAUGUUGGUGUGGGAGUGGGCGUGGCCGGUGUGCUUAACUACAAUGCGGUCAGCAGCAGCACGGCCGGAGUCCUGGGCAGCAGCAGCAGUAGCAGCGGCGUCGGCGGCCUUGGCAGCGGGAGCGGAGUCCAGCGACACCGGCUGGACACUCUGCAUCCUGCAACCGCCGGCUGUUCGCCCGCCGGCACUCAGCACGGCGUCAUCACAUCCAGUGCCGGGCAAGUGGCAUCCGGCAGCCUGGAUGCGGUGAGUGCUGCUCCAGCGCUGACAUCGCUGGCAGCAUCCAGCACAUCGCAUGUGGAGCAUAAAGUUCGGGCAGAUAAAUCCUCGCUGGACUGCGCCACCACAUCCUCGCAUGUGGCGGUGCCCUCCUCCUCGUCCUCGGCCAGCGACCAUCAGCAGGGCAGGAUCAGUGGCAGCAAGAGCAGCAGCAGCAGCAAUGCAGCAGCGGGAGGAGCCUCAUCAGGGACAGGAGCAGGAUCAGGAGCAGGAGCAGGCGGCGGCUCAGCACUGUAUUCCUCGUACAAAUCGUCGUGGGGCUCCCACAGUUCGACACAAUCGCAAGGUUACAGCUCGAACGCCCUGAGCAUUAAACAUGAUCCGCACUCACAACUACGGCAACCUGAUCCAUAUCAAAUGUUCGGACCCACCAGCAGCAGGCUGGCCAGCUCAGGCUCUGGCCAGAUCCAGCUGUGGCAGUUCCUGCUCGAGCUCCUCUCGGACUCCAACAAUGCCAGCUGCAUCACCUGGGAGGGCACCAAUGGCGAAUUCAAGCUCACCGAUCCCGACGAGGUGGCCCGACGCUGGGGCGAGCGCAAGUCCAAGCCCAAUAUGAACUAUGACAAGCUGAGCCGGGCUUUAAGGUAUUACUACGACAAGAACAUAAUGACCAAGGUGCACGGCAAGCGUUAUGCGUACAAAUUCGAUUUCCAAGGACUGGCAGCUGCCACACAGCCGGCGGCCAGCGAUCCCACCUACAAGUACCAGAGCGACUUGUUCAUGACACCAUAUCACCACAGCGCCAAGCUCAGCUCGUUCAUGAGUCCGCAUCAUGGCAUGACCUCAUCGUCCGCUUCGAUCUUCCCGUCGGCCGCCUCGUGGGGCAACUGGGGCAGCCCCGCCACGAACCUCUACCAGCCGCACUCGAUGAGCCACGUGACUCCCUCGCAUGUGGCGCCCCAUCUGAGCAGCUAUCCCCACUACGCAUGACCAUCAUCGUCCGG
Messenger RNA from Drosophila serrata, 1556 nucleotides. RefSeq names its product DNA-binding protein D-ETS-3. Gene Ontology annotation, molecular function: DNA-binding transcription factor activity, RNA polymerase II-specific; sequence-specific DNA binding. The record is from RefSeq and is a predicted model, not a curated record. Lineage: Eukaryota; Metazoa; Arthropoda; Insecta; Diptera; Drosophilidae. Gene Ontology annotation, cellular component: nucleus. Gene Ontology annotation, biological process: regulation of transcription by RNA polymerase II; cell differentiation.